This is a messenger RNA of Verruconis gallopava, 918 nucleotides long. RefSeq names its product V-type proton ATPase subunit F. Gene Ontology annotation, cellular component: fungal-type vacuole membrane; proton-transporting V-type ATPase, V1 domain. Gene Ontology annotation, biological process: proton transmembrane transport. Lineage: Eukaryota; Fungi; Ascomycota; Dothideomycetes; Venturiales; Sympoventuriaceae. Gene Ontology annotation, molecular function: proton-transporting ATPase activity, rotational mechanism. The record is from RefSeq and is a predicted model, not a curated record. The transcript is spliced from 4 exons. Bases 81 to 455 code for a protein of 124 amino acids.
CGCGCCCGCCCGUCCGUCCUCUCACCCACCACGUCCCCCAACGCCCUCAUUCCCGUCGUCGAGGAGCUGUUCAGUGAGCCAUGGCGCUUCCCGCCUCCGCCUACAAAGAUCGCAAUUUUCUCGCCGUCAUUGGCGACGAGGACUCUGUGACGGGCCUUCUCCUCGCCGGCGUGGGCCACGUAACGGAGCCGCCCUCCUCGCAGCGCAACUUCCUUGUCGUCGACUCGAAGACGGAAACGCACCAGAUCGAACAGGCCUUCGACAGCUUCACCAAAGAGCGCAAGGACAUAGCCAUUCUUCUGAUAAACCAACACGUGGCAGAUCGCAUCAGACCCCGCGUCGACAGCUACACUCAGGCCUUCCCAUCACUGCUUGAGAUACCGUCGAAAGACCACCCGUACGACCCGGAAAAGGACAGCGUGCUGAGACGGGUCAGGAGGCUGUUUGGCGAAUAGACGUUCAUAUUCAUUCUCUAAGUGUGCAUGGAAUGGGUCACGUAUGACCCUCUUGUAUAUACGCAAUAGACUGGUAAAGAUGGAAAGCGAGGGAAGGUAUGGGCGCUAUUAAAGUAAAAAGGAGGGGCUGCCUCUCCAUCUCGCUACGUUGUGGUUUGAAAUGCGGCGAAAAUUCCCUCGCAAGAUCCACUCAUGCCGCUCUGUCAUUAAACUUGCCGAGCUAUAGAUGCACGUCGAGAUAAUGGACGACGUCAGACUGUCGUAUGUACAAGACAUCCAUCGUUGUUCGCGCACUCCCUUCGCUUCAAAUGGCUCUUUUGCGUAGAUCAGACAAAGCCUAAGCGCCUCCCACACCGCCAAAGGCAGCACCUAAGCCUCCAGCAGCAAAGCCACCAACGGCAUGUGCCCGACCGAGGCCGUUGGCACUAGCGGCAGCGGCGGCAGCAGCAGCAGUCAAACCGGU